AUUGCCUCUUCAAAGUAUGUCCCAUGAACCGCUACUCUGCCCAGAAGCAGUACUGGAAGGCCAAGCAAACCAAGCAGGACAAGGAGAAGAUUGCCGACGUGGUUCUGCUGCAGAAACUCCAGCAUGCAGCCCAGAUGGAGCAGAAGCAGAAUGAGACAGAGAAUAAAAAAGUGCAUGGUGACGUGGUGAAGUACGGCAGCGUCAUACAGCUCCUGCACAUGAAGAGCAACAAGUACCUGACGGUGAACAAGCGACUGCCAGCCCUGCUCGAGAAAAACGCCAUGAGGGUGACGCUGGAUGCCACCGGCAACGAGGGCUCCUGGCUCUUCAUCCAGCCCUUCUGGAAGCUGAGGAGCAAUGGAGAUAACGUAGUCGUGGGAGACAAAGUCAUCCUGAACCCCGUCAACGCUGGGCAGCCGCUGCAUGCCAGCAACUACGAGCUCGCUGACAACGCCGGCUGCAAGGAGGUGAACUCAGUCAAUUGUAACACCAGCUGGAAAAUCAACCUUUUCAUGCAGUUCUGCGACCACAUGGAGGAAGUGCUGAAAGGGGGGGACGUGGUGAGGCUCUUCCACGCCGAGCAGGAGAAGUUUCUCACCUGCGACGAGUACAAAGGCAAGCUGCACGUCUUCCUCCGCACCACCCUGCGGCAGUCGGCCACCUCGGCCACCAGCUCCAACGCCCUGUGGGAGGUGGAGGUUGUCCACCACGACCCGUGCCGGGGGGGAGCCGGGCACUGGAACGGCUUGGACGGCUUCAAGCACCUCGCUACGGGCAACUACCUGGCAGCAGAGGAAAACCCAAGUUAUAAAGGAGACGUGGCUGAGCCCAAAGCAGCGCCCACGUCCCUGUUCGAGCUGGCACCCACCACGCUGCAGAAGACGGACUCCUUCGUCCCGCGGAACUCCUACGUGAGGCUACGACACCUCUGCACCAACACCUGGAUCCAGAGCACCAACGUGCCCAUUGACAUCGACGAGGAGAGGCCCAUUCGUCUCAUGCUGGGCACGUGCCCCACUAAAGAAGACAAAGAAGCCUUCGCCAUCGUCUCUGUGCCCGUGUCUGAGAUCCGGGACCUGGACUUUGCCAACGACGCCAGCUCGAUGUUGGCCAACGUGGUGGACAAGAUGAACGAAGGUUUUCUCAGCCAGAAUGACCGGAGGUUUGUGAUCCAGCUGCUGGAGGACUUGGUGUUUUUUGUCAGCGAUGUCCCCAACAACGGUCAGAACGUGCUGGACAUCGUGGUGACCAAGCCCAACCGGGAGCGGCAGAAGCUGAUGCGGGAACAGAACAUCCUGAAGCAGAUCUUUGGGAUCCUGAAAGCCCCCUUCAAGGACAAGGGUGGGGAAGGUCCCCUGGUGCGGCUGGAAGAGCUGUCAGACCAGAAAAACGCUCCCUACCAGUACAUGUUUCGGCUGUGCUACCGCGUGCUCCGGCACUCCCAGGAGGACUAUCGCAAGAACCAGGAGCACAUCGCCAAGCAGUUCGGCAUGAUGCAGUCUCAGAUCGGCUACGACAUCCUGGCCGAGGACACCAUCACGGCCCUGCUGCACAACAACCGCAAGCUGCUGGAGAAGCACAUCACGAAGACUGAGGUGGAGACCUUCGUCAGCCUGGUGCGCAAGAACCGCGAGCCACGGUUUUUGGAUUACCUCUCGGACCUGUGCGUAUCCAACCACAUUGCCAUCCCCGUCACCCAGGAGCUGAUCUGCAAGUGCGUGCUGGACCCAAAGAACAGCGACAUCCUCAUCAAAACUGAGCUGAGGCCAGUGAAGGAGAUGUCCCAGACCCACGAGUACCUGAGCAUCGAGUACUCAGAGGAGGAGGUCUGGCUCACCUGGACAGACAAGAACAACGACCACCAUGAGAAAAGCAUCCGGCAGCUGGCGCAGGAGGCCCGGGCUGGCAAUGCCCAUGAUGAGAACGUCCUCAGCUACUACAGGUACCAGCUGAAGCUCUUUGCCCGCAUGUGCCUGGAUCGCCAGUACUUGGCCAUCAAGGAGAUCUCCCAGCAGCUGGGUGUGGACCUGAUCUUCCUCUGCAUGGCAGAUGAGAUGCUGCCCUUCGACCUCCGGGCGUCCUUCUGCCACCUCAUGUUGCACGUGCACGUGGACAGGGACCCCCAGGAGCUGGUGAUGCCCGUGAAGUUUGCGCGGCUCUGGACCGAGAUCCCCACGGCAAUCACGAUCAAAGACUACGACUCCAACCUCAACGCCUCACGCGAUGACAAGAAGAACAAGUUUGCCAGCACCAUGGAGUUCGUGGAGGACUACCUCAACAACGUGGUGAGCGAGGCAGUGCCCUUCGCCAACGAGGAGAAGAACAAGCUCACCUUCGAGGUCGUCAGCCUUGCCCACAACCUCAUCUACUUCGGCUUCUACAGCUUCAGUGAGCUGCUGCGCCUGACACGGACGCUGCUGGGCAUCAUCGACUGCGUCCAGAACCCUCAGCUGAUGAUGGGGGCAGUCUACAACGACGAGGUGACGGGGAAGAACGUGCGGAGGUCGAUCCAGGGCGUUGGGCAGAUGAUGUCCACCAUGGUGCUGAGCAGGAAGCAGUCCAUCUUCAGCCCCCCGAGCCUCAGUGCUGGGUCUGCCCCUGAGCAAGUGGACAGAGGGAGGAGCAUUGAGAGCGAGAACAUUGUGGUGAUGGAGACCAAGCUGAAGAUCCUGGAGAUCUUGCAGUUCAUCCUGAACGUGCGGCUGGACUACAGAAUUUCCUACCUGCUUUCCGUCUUCAAGAAGGAGUUUGUGGAAGUCUACCCCAUGCAGGACAGUGCGGCCGACGGGACGGCUCCAGCCUUUGACUCCACAACUGCAGCCAUGAACCUGGACCGGAUUGGGGAGCACGCAGAAGCCAUGUUCGGUGUGGGGAAGACGAGCAGCAUGUUAGAGGUGGAUGACGAGGGAGGGAGGAUGUUUCUGCGGGUGCUGAUCCACCUGACGAUGCACGACUACCCGCCGCUCAUCUCCGGCUCCCUGCAGCUCCUCUUCAAGCACUUCAGCCAGAGGCAGGAGGUCUUGCACACCUUCAAGCAGGUUCAGCUCCUGAUCUCAGCCCAAGAUGUUGAGAACUACAAGGUGAUCAAGUCGGAGCUGGACAAACUCCGCACCAUGGUGGAGAAGUCGGAGCUCUGGGUGGACAAGAAGGGCAGCAGCAAAGGGGACAGCACAGUGGAGGGCAACAAGAAGGAGAAGAAAGAGCAUGCUGCUGAUGAAGAGGUCAUUGCUCCAGGAGAGAAGAGCAGCGAGAACUAUCAGAUAGUCAAAGGGAUCCUGGAGCGGCUAAAUAAGAUGUGCGGGGUCGGAGAGCAAGUGCGCAAGAAGCAGCAGCGCCUUCUGAAGAACAUGGACGCUCACAAAGUGAUGCUGGAUCUGCUGCAGAUCCCUUAUGAGAAGGGUGAUGCCAAGAUGAUGGAGAUCCUGAAAUUCACCCACCAGUUCCUGCAGAAGUUUUGUGCUGGCAAUCAGGAAAACCAAGCCCUGCUGCACAAACACCUCAACCUGUUCCUGACCCCAGGGCUCUUGGAGGCUGAGACGAUGCAGCACAUCUUCCUCAACAACUACCAGCUCUGCUCCGAGAUCAACGAGACGGUGCCGCAACACUUCAUCCACUGCGUGGCCACCCAUGGCCGCCACGUCCAGUACCUCGACUUCCUGCACACCAUCAUCAAGGCUGAGGGCAAGUACGUCAAGAAGUGCCAGGACAUGAUCAUGACCGAGCUCACCAACGCCGGGGAUGAUGUGGUGGUUUUCUACAAUGACAAGGCUUCACUGGCCACCCUCUUGGAGAUGAUGACAGCAGCCAGGGAUGGGGUGGAGGAGAACAGCCCGCUGAUGUACCACAUCUCACUGGUGGACCUGUUGGCUGCCUGUGCCGAGGGCAAGAACGUCUACACGGAGAUCAAGUGCACGUCCCUGCUGCCCUUGGAGGACGUGGUGCGGGUGGUGACACAUGAGGAUUGCAUCACGGAGGUGAAGAUGGCCUAUGUGAACUUUGUCAACCACUGCUACGUGGACACGGAGGUGGAGAUGAAGGAGAUCUACACCAGCAACCACAUCUGGACUCUCUUUGAGAACUUCACCCUGGACAUGGCCCGGAUGUGCAAGAAGCGAGAGAAACGCCUGCCAGAUCCUACGCUGGAGAAGUACGUGCUGACAGUGGUGCUGGACACCAUCAACGCGUUUUUCAGCUCCCCCUUCUCAGAGAACAGCACCUCGCUGCAGACCCACCAGACCAUUGUGGUGCAGCUUCUCCAGUCCACCACGAGGCUGCUGGAGUGUCCCUGGCUGCAGCAGCAGCACAAGAGCUCGGUGGAAGCCUGCAUCCGCACACUGGCCAUGGUCGCCAAGAGCCGCUCCAUCGCGCUGCCCAUGGACCUGGAUGCCCAUGUCAGCUCCCUGCUCAACAGCAGCUCCACCAGCACCGUGCAGAGGAACACGUCCAGCUACAAGACGGCCACACGGACCUUCCCCCGGGUUUCCACCACCCCCAACCAGUGGGACUACAAGAACAUCAUAGAGAAGCUGCAGGACAUCAUCAGCGCCUUGGAGGAUCGCCUGAAGCCACUGGUGGAGGCUGAGCUGUCUGUCCUGGUGGAUGUCCUCCCCCGGCCGGAGCUGCUUUUCAUGGAGGGGACGGAGGCGUUUCAGCGAUGCGAGAGCGGAGGUUUCCUGUCCAAGCUGGUGCAGCACACCAAGGACCUCAUGGAGACGGAGGAGAAGCUGUGCAUCAAGGUGCUGAGGACUCUGCAGCAGAUGCUGGUGAAGAGGAACAAGUACGGUGAGAGGGGCAACCUGCUGCGGAAAAUGCUCCUGAACAAUUACCUGCAGAACAAGAAGUCCAGCUCCAAAGGAGAAGUCAUGGAUGCUGCUGGCGGAGGCCAAGACCAGGACUGGUCCGCUAUCGCUGCUGUCCAGUGCCGGCUGGACCGGGAAGGGGCCACCAAGUUGGUGGCUGACCUCAUCAUGAACACCAAGAACGAGAAGAUCUUCCAAGAGAGCAUCCUGCUUGCCAUCCGGCUGCUGGAUGGAGGCAACACCGAGAUCCAGAAAUCCUUUUAUAACCUCAUGACGAGCGACAAGAAGUCCGAGAAGUUCUUCAAAGUGUUGCACGACCGGAUGAAGAAGGCGCAGCAGGAGACCAAGUCGACGGUGUCUGUGAACAUGAGCGACAUCGGGAACAAGCCUCGUGAGGACAAAGAGGAGCCUGACCCUGGCACCAAAGGACGAGGAGACACCUUCCUGAUGCCUGGCACCCCCUCCCGAUACCCGAUGGCCAUAGGCUUUCGGAAGGGCCAUGACACUGGGGAGCAGGGUCAGAACAAUGAAAUGGGGGUGACAGUCCUGAUCAUGGAGCCCAUCCUGCGCUUCCUGCAGCUGCUCUGCGAGAACCACAACCGGGACCUGCAGAACUUCCUCCGGUGCCAGAACAACAAAACCAACUACAAUCUAGUGUGUGAGACACUCCAGUUCCUCGACAUCAUGUGUGGCAGCACCACGGGGGGGCUGGGGCUGCUGGGCCUCUACAUCAACGAGUACAACGUGGCCCUCAUCACCCAGACCCUGGAGACCCUCACCGAGUACUGCCAAGGGCCCUGCCACGAGAACCAGAGCUGCAUCGUGACUCACGAGUCCAAUGGGAUCGACAUCAUCACAGCCCUCAUCCUGAACGACAUCAGCCCCCUCUGCAAGUACCGCAUGGACCUGGUCCUGCAGCUGAAGGACAAUGCCUCCAAGCUCCUCUUGGCACUCAUGGAGAGCAGACAUGACAGCGAAAACGCUGAGCGGAUCCUCAUCAGCCUCCGCCCGCAGGAACUGGUGAGCAUGAUUAAGAAGGCCUAUCUGCAGGAGGAGGAGUGUGAAAAUGCUGAGGUUUCCCCCCGGGAAGUUGGCCAUAACAUUUAUAUACUGGCGCUGCAGGUAUUGAGCUGUGACAGCAGGCUCCUGAAGCCGGUGAAGCGCAUCCAGGAGGAGGAGGAGGAGGGUAUCUCGUCCAUGCUCAGCCUGAACAACAAGCAGCUGACGCAGAUGCUGAAGUCGACAGCCCCGGUCCAGGAAGAAGAGGAGGACCCGCUGGCCUAUUACGAGAAACACACCUCCCAGAUUGAGAUUGUGCGCCUGGACCGGAGCAUGGAGCAGAUAAUCUUCCCGGUGCCUGGCAUCUGCGAGUUCCUCACCAAGGAAACCAAAUACCGGCUCUUCACCACCACGGAGCAGGACGAGCAGGGCAGCAAAGUCAGUGAUUUCUUCGACCAGUCGUCCUUCCUUCACAACGAGAUGGAAUGGCAGAAGAAACUACGCAGCAUGCCGCUGAUGUACUGGUUCUCCCGCAGAAUGACGCUCUGGGGAAGCAUUUCCUUCAACCUGGCUGUCUUCAUCAACAUAAUCAUUGCUUUCUUCUACCCCUAUGUUGAAGCCACUUCCAUGGGAGUGCUGGAUUCCCCACUGAUCUCACUGCUCUUCUGGAUUCUGAUCUGCUUCUCCAUCAUGGCCUUGUUCACCAAGCGCUACGGCGUCAGACCGCUGCUCGUGGCGCUGAUCUUGCGCUCGAUUUACUACUUGGGGAUUGGACUCACCCUGAACAUACUGGGAGCUCUCAAUCUGACCAACAAGAUCGUGUUUGUGGUGAGCUUCGUGGGCAACCGUGGGACCUUCAUCCGAGGCUACAAGGCCAUGAUCAUGGAUGUGGAAUUUCUUUACCACGUUGGCUACAUCCUGACGAGCGUCCUGGGACUCUUCGUGCACGAGCUCUUCUACAGCAUCCUGCUGUUUGACUUGAUCUACCGCGAGGAGACCUUGUUUAAUGUCAUCAAAAGCGUGACGCGGAACGGGCGCUCCAUCCUGCUCACAGCCCUCCUGGCUCUCAUCCUCGUCUACCUCUUCUCCAUCGUGGGCUUCCUUUUCCUGAAGGAUGACUUCAUCCUGGAGGUGGACCGGCUGCCAGACAGCAAAGCCAAAGAUGACCCCUUGGGGAUGCAAAGGAAUAUGGAGACCUUCAUGGAGUCAUGCAGCGGUGACAAAAUUAGCUGCUCUGCUGUGCCCACUGCUUUGGAAGAAACAGAGGCUGACCAGUGGGAACGCGCCUGUGACACGCUGCUCAUGUGCAUCGUCACCGUCCUGAACCACGGCCUGAGGAACGGUGGCGGCGUGGGCGACAUCCUGCGGAAACCGUCGAAAGACGAGUCCUUGUUUCCUGCUCGAGUUGUCUACGACCUCCUCUUCUUCUUUAUUGUCAUUAUUAUUGUCCUUAACCUCAUCUUUGGGGUCAUUAUUGACACCUUUGCUGAUCUGAGGAGCGAGAAGCAGAAGAAGGAAGAGAUACUGAAGACCACCUGCUUCAUAUGUGGACUUGAAAGGGACAAGUUUGACAACAAGACCGUGUCCUUUGAGGAGCACAUUAAAUACGAGCACAACAUGUGGAACUACUUGUACUUCAUAGUGCUGGUGCGAGUGAAGAACAAGACAGACUACACGGGGCCUGAGAGUUACGUGGCGCAGAUGAUAAAGAACAAGAACCUCGACUGGUUCCCCCGGAUGCGAGCCAUGUCGCUGGUCAGCAACGAAGGGGAAGGGGAACAGAACGAGAUCCGAAACCUUCAAGACAAGCUCAACACCACGAUGAAGCUGGUGUCCCACCUCACCUCCCAGCUGAAUGAGCUGAAGGAACAGAUGACAGAACAACGGAAGCGCAGACAAAGGAUGGGUUUCGUGGACGUCCAGAAUACCAUGAACCAUUAAGGCACGGGAGAAGCGUCGGCUUCACCCACCGAGGGACCACACCUACGUAUCAGCUAACGAGGCUGCUUCUUCCUGGGUUCCAUGCAUGGACGUCACUGUCAGAGAGCGCCAGACCAUGCAGGAGGGCUUCACAGCCAACCUUUUCCUUAGAGCGCUUGUAAGCAAUUCGGGAACCAGGGACUGGCCGGGAUUCCUCACGAUACCUGGACCUACACGUUACUCUAAUGCCCUUGUAGGAAGAUAAAUCAUACAGGACUUUCAUUCCUCGUUGCAAUAACUCUUUAGUUUGCAAAUAUGGAGGGUUGUAUCUUUAUCUCCAUGCGCUACAUUCUGCUGGCCUCCGCCUCAGGUGUGGUGUAACUAGCUGUAGGGCUGCAAUAUUUAACUUAUUCC
Apaloderma vittatum (bar-tailed trogon) is the source of this 8132-nucleotide messenger RNA. RefSeq names its product inositol 1,4,5-trisphosphate receptor, type 3 (gene ITPR3). Gene Ontology annotation, biological process: calcium ion transmembrane transport. NCBI's taxonomy places the organism in Eukaryota, Metazoa, Chordata, Aves, Trogoniformes, Trogonidae. The transcript has 56 exons. Gene Ontology annotation, molecular function: inositol 1,4,5 trisphosphate binding; inositol 1,4,5-trisphosphate-gated calcium channel activity. Gene Ontology annotation, cellular component: membrane; endoplasmic reticulum. The annotation marks the transcript as partial. The record is from RefSeq and is a predicted model, not a curated record.